AUGGGCUGCGAUCGAAACCGUGGGCUCAUCACUGGUGCUGUCAUUGGUGCAGUCCUGGCUGUGUUUGGUGGUAUUCUAGUGCCAGUUGGAGACAUGCUUAUUGAGAAGACAGUUAAAAAGGAAGCUGUCCUUGAAGAAGGUACAAUUGCUUUUAAAAAUUGGGUUAAAACAGACACAGAUGUUUAUAGACAGUUCUGGAUAUUCGAUGUACAGAAUCCAGAAGAAGUGGAAGUUCACAGCAGCAAAAUUAAAGUCAAGCAAAGGGGUCCUUACACAUACAGAGUUCGUUAUCUAGCCAAGGAAAAUGUAACCCAGGACCCUGAGACCCACACGGUCUCUUUCCUGCAGCCCAAUGGCGCCAUCUUUGAACCCUCGCUAUCAGUUGGAACUGAGGAUGACACGUUCACCAUUCUCAACCUGGCUGUAGCAGCUGUACCACAUCUAUAUCCAAAUUUAUUUAUUCAAGGAAUACUCAAUUCACUUAUCAAAAAGUCCAAAUCUUCUAUGUUUCAAAACAGAACUUUGAAAGAACUAUUGUGGGGCUAUACGGAUCCAUUCUUGAAUUUGGUUCCAUAUCCUGUUACUACUACAGUUGGUGUGUUUUAUCCUUACAACAACACUGCAGAUGGAGUUUAUAAAGUUUUCAGUGGAAAAGAUGACAUAAGCAAAGUUGCCAUAAUUGACACAUAUAAGGGCAAAAAGCAUCUCUCCUAUUGGGAAAGUUAUUGUGACAUGAUUAAUGGUACAGAUGCAGCUUCAUUUCCACCUUUUAUUGAGAAGACCCGGGUAUUGCAAUUCUUCUCCUCGGACAUUUGCAGGUCAUUUUAUGCUGUGUUUGGAGCCGAAAUUAAUCUAAAAGGAACCCCUGUGUAUAGAUUUGUUCUUCCAUCCAGGAUUUUUGCAUCUCCACUUCAAAAUCCAGACAACCACUGUUUCUGCACAGAAAAACUUCUCUCAAAAAAUUGUACCUUAUAUGGUGUGCUAGACAUUAGCAAAUGCAAAGAAGGAAAACCUGUGUACAUUUCACUUCCUCAUUUUCUACAUGCAAGUCCAGAAAUUGCAGAACCUGUUGAAGGCUUAAGUCCAAAUGAAGAAGAACAUAGCACAUACUUAGAUAUUGAACCUGUAACUGGAUUCACUCUACAGUUUGCAAAACGGCUGCAGAUCAAUAUAUUGGUUAAACCAGCAAGAAAAAUUGAAGCAUUAAAACACCUAAAGCAGAACUAUUUGGUGCCUAUUCUUUGGCUUAAUGAGACUGCCACCAUUGCUGAUAAGAAGGCAGCAAUGUUCAUAGAUCAAGUAACUGGAAAAAUAAACCUCCUUCACCUGGUACAAAUAAUCUUACGGAGUAUUGGUACAGUGAUGUUUGUUGCUUUUAUGAUUUCAUACUGUGCAUGCCGAGUGGGGUGUUAA
Messenger RNA from Budorcas taxicolor (takin), 1413 nucleotides. RefSeq names its product platelet glycoprotein 4-like. Gene Ontology annotation, molecular function: low-density lipoprotein particle binding; scavenger receptor activity; low-density lipoprotein particle receptor activity. Bases 1 to 1413 code for a protein of 470 amino acids. The transcript is spliced from 12 exons. Gene Ontology annotation, biological process: lipoprotein transport; amyloid-beta clearance by cellular catabolic process; receptor-mediated endocytosis. Gene Ontology annotation, cellular component: cell surface; cytoplasm; caveola. Lineage: Eukaryota; Metazoa; Chordata; Mammalia; Artiodactyla; Bovidae. The record is from RefSeq and is a predicted model, not a curated record.